AUGAACAUCUCCUUGUGGAAAGAUUCUUUAGAAAAGGCAGGUUUGCUAGGAAAAUACCGCGACGUAUUACACGGUUUUGAACAUGGUUUCGAUCAAGGGAUACCAGACCAUAGAAUCCCCGGUGUGUCAUGGUACACACCAAACAACCAUCUGUCAGCCAGCCUAGCAGUAAACAAAAUAUUGUCGUCAAUGGAGAAAGAAUUAGAAGCUGGGCGGAUGUUUGGACCCUUCUCCCACAAAGAAGUAGCACAAAAAUUCAGUUUUUUCCGGACAAGCCCUUUAGGAGCAGUCGUGAACGGGGACGGAUCCGUCAGACCCAUCAACGAUUUAUCAUACCCACACAGCGAUCCGGGGGUGCCGUCCGUUAAUUCAUUCGUGGAUAAAUACGAUUUCCAAACAACUUGGGACGAUUUCAGUACGGUAGCCAAGUUUUUCAAAUCCUUGAAAGAACCGGUACAGUUGGUGCUUUUUGACUGGGAGAAGGCCUAUAGGCAGAUCCCUACUCACCCAUCUCAAUGGCCUUACUUAAUGGUAAAAGGCGUCGACAACAAUUUAUACCUCGAUACAAGAAUAACCUUUGGAGGCGUCGCCGGUUGCGGUUCUUUUGGAAGACCGGCAGACGCGUGGAAAGAUAUAAUGGGGUCAGAGUUUGACCUCAUCAGAGUGUUUCGCUGGGUCGACGAUAAUUUAUUCAUCAAGAGUCUUUCUUCAACUACAGACAUGACAGAUAUCAUUUCCAGGUCUAUAGAGUUAGGUGUGCUAACCAGCAAACAAAAAUGCACAAAUUUCUCAGACGAGCAGAAAUUUAUCGGAUUUCUCUGGAACGGAAUGUCGAAAACAGUCCGAUUACCACAAGAAAAUCUGGAGAAAAGGAAAGAACAGAUAGAUAUAUUCUUGAUCAGAACACGCAAAUUCUCUUUUAAUGAAGUAGAAGUCUUAACAGGAAGACUGAACCAUGUGACUUACAUGUUACCACAACUUUGA
Puccinia graminis f. sp. tritici CRL 75-36-700-3 is the source of this 984-nucleotide messenger RNA. RefSeq lists its product as uncharacterized. Lineage: Eukaryota; Fungi; Basidiomycota; Pucciniomycetes; Pucciniales; Pucciniaceae. The record is from RefSeq and is a predicted model, not a curated record. The transcript has a single exon. The coding region runs from base 1 to 984 and encodes 327 amino acids.